Quercus lobata is the source of this 396-nucleotide messenger RNA. Its product is annotated as pheromone-processing carboxypeptidase KEX1-like. The transcript is spliced from 3 exons. NCBI's taxonomy places the organism in Eukaryota, Viridiplantae, Streptophyta, Magnoliopsida, Fagales, Fagaceae. Bases 1 to 396 code for a protein of 131 amino acids. The record is from RefSeq and is a predicted model, not a curated record.
AUGGCAUUGAAGGCCAAGAACAGUAACACAGAUGAGUCUUUAGAUAAUGAAAAUUCCAAAAUGAAAUCUUACAUUACAAGGCAAUUCAAGAAGUUUAUGAAGAAUGCUAAUGCUAAAGGAUUUGACAAAGACCGCAAGCAAUCCAAUUCAUUUAAGUUCAAGAACCAAGACAAAGGAAAGAAGGAUGCUAAGGAUGGUGAGGCAUUUGAGGACGAGGACGAUGAUGGUGACUCCAACGAUGAUGAUGAUGAGAAUGAGGAUGCCAGCUCUUCCGGUGAGGACAUGAUGAUUUAUGGAUAUGAGGACAACAAAGGAGUUCACUUGGAAGAGUCUGAUGCAAUUAUAUUGGUGGUUCUUGGACAUAUGAGAGACCGUGCCCUCGACCCGUUUUUAUAG